GGUUUGCAUAAGAGAAUAAGCAAUAAAAAUACUGAUCAAACAUGCAAAUAUAAAUUGAUUGCUCAGUUUUGGGCUGUUUGCUAUAUUUCUUAGUCAUUCGAAGAGAUGCGUCAGCGUUUCGUGCUGAAGUUCAUUGUAGAUGAAAGAAGCGCUCGAUCUCAGUGACUCUACCUUUAUGCACGGUUCUAUACCUCUUUAGUUCCAGGAAUGCAUCAUACAAGAUGGCUGGAUGUCUUAUUUCCUCUGCAGGAAGAUGCCGUAGUGCUAGAAGCAUCUCCAUCCAAUGGCGCACGGGAUUCUCUGAGAGCACUUCUUCUCCUCACUCUGUUCGCACUUACAUUUGCUUCAGCCAUGCUUGCGACGGUUUUACGUGGCGAAUGGGCUAGAAAUCAUGUAGCAAGCUUCAUAUCUUGCAUCGGAGGUGGUGUAUUCCUUGCAACAUGUUUGUUGGAUCUCUUACCGGAGGCUCUCGAGUCAUAUGAGAAGGCCGAGUUUCAGUCAAAUUUUCCGGUCGCUGAAGCUGCGGUCGCAGGUGGACUGCUAAUGGUUUUAGCUAUAGAACAGAUUGUUCUAGAGAUGCAAGCUCAAGGAUAUCUUACCUCUGGCCAUUUCCACUCUCACUAUAAUGAUGAUGUGAGACAACCGCUCACACAUUCCGCUUCUACAACACAUGAGGAGGACACGAACCCUGCAUUGGGAGUCUGCCUCCUUGUUUUGGCCUUAUCAUUGCAUGCUUUAUUCGAAGGACUUUCCUUAGCUGUUAUUACGGAUGCUUCGAAAUUGUUAGAGGUAUUUGCAGCGCUUAUACUUCACAAAUGCAUCAUAGGCUUUAGUCUGGGCGUUCGGCUUGUUGAAAGCGGGUUGAAGACACUGUGGAUUGCGUUAUGUGCGUGUAUCUUCAGUAUACAGGUAUUGAUCGGUGGACUGGGGGGUAUGGAGAUCAUGUCAUUACUUUCCGGAGGUGAUCGAACAACAGCUGCGAUAGUUUCCACCAUUCUGCAAGGUAUAGCCUGCGGUACGUUUCUCUACAUAACAACAUUCGAAAUCCUUCCACAUGAGCUUGAGAAGAGGGGUAGCCGUUUGGUGAAACUUCUAUGCUUGUUUAUUGGUGUGUUCAUUGUCGUUGCUUUCAUGUUACUUUUUCCUGAUAUGGACUAAGCUGAUGAUCCUCAUCCAAAUUCGCCAUAUUUGUACAUACUUCUCUUUUGUGAGUUUCAAGUGUCGGUUUCUAGUUCGCGACUAGUCACAUUAUUACUUUCUUUUUUUCUAUCUUGCCCACAUCCAUGAAAUCAAUUUACAGCUAUUGUGCGUUCAGGCUGACUUGCACUUCUUUUCCGUUUUCUCUACGUGAUGCUUGAAACAGCAAUUUUCUGUAUUCGGUGGCCAUAGACUUAGUUACAUCAGAUCUCCGAUGUCUGUAAGCCGUGAGCAUUUUGAUUCGAUUUUCUGCAACUACAUCUGCUCAUAGUUUGCGCCUUUUGACUGCAUCUUUAACUGCUUUAUCGAUCACCUCUAAAUGUUACUUCGCUCUCCUGUGUGACCUGUGUUUCAGAGUUUUUUUUGAGCACUCUACCUGUGCCUUUAUUCGUAUUCGCAACUAUUUUCCACUUCGGUUCCAUUAUCAGGCAUAAUUUUCCAUCAUGCUUCACUUAUGUCACAUAUUUUACUAUACGACGUAGAUAAUUGCUCAGAUAGUUGCCAUAGCUGACGGGCGGGCACCGGAAUAUUGCAGCACGUUUUUGCAGUCCUUUUCCUGACUUUGGAU
Molecule: messenger RNA, 1765 nt
Organism: Cylicocyclus nassatus
Lineage: Eukaryota; Metazoa; Nematoda; Chromadorea; Rhabditida; Strongylidae
Source: the annotation of a GenBank genome assembly